CUUCGAGUAAUUCGAUAUCUCGAGCAGCUUCAAUCCCUUGGUCACCCUCCCCCACGGUCCUACGUCUCUCCCUGUUCCCGUUCCGUUCGUCCUCACCUUCCGUCCAUCAUGUCCGUUUCCGCCCAGGCCGCAGCUCGCUGCUGCAGACAGAUCGUCCGCCCUACCGCUUCUCUGCGCCUUGCUCCCACGACAUACCUGUCCCAGCGCACACUCAGCCGGAGAUGGCAAUCCACUGAGGCGGAGGCUGCUGCUGCUCCUGCCAACCCCAAGAUCACCCAGAUUGUCGACCAGAUCAGCCAAUUGACCCUGCUUGAGACCGCCGACCUCGUGUCCACCCUGAAGACCCGCCUGAACAUCCCCGACCUGCCCGUUGGCGGUUUCGCCGUGGGCGCUGCUCCCGCCGCUCCCGCCGCUGCUGAGGAAGAGGAGGCUGCUCCCGCCCAGCAGGAGAAGACCCUUUUCAACCUGAAGCUCGAGUCCGUUGACGCCUCCUCCAAGGCUAAGGUCAUUAAGGAGAUCAAGACCCUCCUCGGCCUGUCCCUGGUCGACAGCAAGAAGUUCGUCGAGUCCGUUCCCAAGGUCCUGAAGGAGUCUGUGCCCAAGGAGGAGGCCGAGAAGAUCGUGGAGACCCUCAAGGCCGUGGGCGCCAAGGCCACUAUGGACUAAACUGGGACUUCUAUACUACUCUCUGCUUUCGGGGACUUUUUUUAAUGCUACCGGGUCACCCUAAGCUUUCAUCUUCCCACCUCCUCCUUCGUUCUAAGCGGAUGAGCGAAGGGGGAAAGGGAAGAGGGAGAGGCUACCUGGAUGGUCUGGACGUUGUGAUUGGACUGCAUCUCAUCAUGCUGGAGUUUUGUCUCGCACCAC
Molecule: messenger RNA, 867 nt
Organism: Aspergillus welwitschiae
Lineage: Eukaryota; Fungi; Ascomycota; Eurotiomycetes; Eurotiales; Aspergillaceae
Product: mitochondrial 54S ribosomal protein bL12m
Exons: 2
Coding region: 109-666 (185 amino acids)
Biological process (GO): translation
Cellular component (GO): ribosome
Molecular function (GO): structural constituent of ribosome
Source: RefSeq, a predicted model, not a curated record